UAAACACAUAAGAAAGCAGCGGGGGGUAAGAUAAUGUUAAACUGGGCUUUUUACCUCAUUAAAAACAGCACACCGGGGCCGUUAUCACAAACUACAGAUGUCCUACAGACAUUUCCUUUCAUCUCUAGCAUCAACGUGUCAGACGGCCUCAGUCUCGCGCUGUUUAUGAAGGGCUCUCCCUGUGGGUGUCACACAGCUCUGAUGUUACAGCUGCUGCUUCCUGUAUUCAACCAAGACCAGCAGCAGUCAGAGUCAGAGUCAGAGUCAGAACCGGAGUCAGAGUCAAAACCAGAACCAGAACCAGAGUCAGAGCCCGGUUGUUAUCGCUUCAGAGCCCCACACCCAGAGCUGAAACACGGAGGGAAUCUGUAGCUCGGACGCUGCCGUCCUGCGGAGGGAAGACAGGCCGAGUCGGUGUCCCCCCGGUGUCCGCCCGGUGUGAGCUGUCGGUAAAACCGUGGCGGCCCGUUGUCUCGUGAAAGCUGAGAAGCGACCGAGGGGCUGCACGUUCAGGCUGAGCGAGACUCCGGACACGAUUCAAACAGGAGCGGCUAAUAGCAGCUAAUAGCAGCUAAUAGCAGCUAAUAGCAGCUAGGCGGCUAGUGGCUAGUAGCUAGCAGGUAGCUAACCCAGAAGAAGCAGAAACAUAGAAAUGUGUCUCCUCCAGAGGAUAUAGAUGCACCGGAAGACGAGCUGACUGCUAAAGAGCACCUCGGCAUGAUAGUAUUUACCGACAUAGCUGACUGACAUGCUACCGAAAGUGUACUAACUUUGCUAACGCUAGCUAGCCAAGUUACUAGCCUUGUAGGGCUGAUCCUGUUGCUUUUUCAGACUUGAGUUACAAACAAGUUGAAGGAUAGAUUCGCAGCUCCCCGGCUCAUUGCAUUGUUAGUGUGCAUUAUUUGAGAAAGUUAUUGAGAUGGCUCCCAAAAGAAGACCCGUUCCCCUGAACAUAACGCCCAUUGGGGAAGGACAGGCCACCUCCAACACCAUUGAUGCUGCAUCUGAAGCCAACCUCGAGGCCUUACAGAAGAAACUGGGUGAGCUAGACCUGGACGAGCAACAGAGGAAACGACUGGAAGCCUUUCUUACCCAGAAAGCUCAGGUUGGGGAGCUGAAGGAUGAGGAUUUUGACCCCAUAUGUGAGUUGGGUGCUGGAAACGGAGGAGUGGUCAACAAAGUCCGCCACAAACCCUCGGGGUUGGUCAUGGCUCGGAAGCUGAUCCACCUGGAAAUCAAGCCUGCCAUCAGAAACCAGAUUAUCAGAGAGCUGCAGGUGCUACAUGAAUGCAACUCCCCCUACAUUGUGGGCUUCUAUGGGGCCUUUUACAGCGAUGGUGAGAUCAGCAUCUGUAUGGAGCACAUGGAUGGUGGAUCCUUGGACCAGGUCCUCAAGGAAGCCAGAAGAAUCCCAGAAGAAAUCCUGGGGAAAGUUAGCAUAGCUGUAUUGAGGGGAUUAGCCUACCUGCGGGAGAAGCACCAGAUCAUGCAUAGAGAUGUCAAGCCCUCCAACAUCCUGGUCAACUCUCGCGGGGAGAUCAAGCUGUGCGACUUUGGUGUGAGCGGCCAGCUCAUAGAUUCCAUGGCCAACUCCUUUGUUGGAACGCGCUCCUACAUGUCGCCGGAGAGACUGCAGGGCACUCACUACUCGGUUCAGUCUGACGUGUGGAGCAUGGGUCUGUCCCUGGUAGAGCUGGCGAUUGGCCGCUACCCCAUCCCCCCACCAGAAGCCAAAGAGCUGGAGGGCAUCUUCGGAAGGGCCGUUAUGGACGGGGCCGAGGGGGAGCCUCACACCAACAUGCAGAGGCCCAGACCACCAGGCAGGCCUGUGAGCGGACAUGGGAUGGACAGUAGACCUGCUAUGGCCAUCUUUGAGCUUUUGGACUACAUUGUGAACGAGCCACCCCCUAAACUGCCACUUGGGGUCUUCACCAACGACUUCCAGGACUUUGUGACAAAAUGUUUGAUCAAAAACCCAGCAGAGAGGGCAGAUUUGAAGAUGCUGAUGAGUCACACGUUUAUCAAACGAUCAGAAGUGGAGGAAGUGGACUUUGCCGGCUGGUUGUGCAAAACCAUGGGCCUCAACCAGCCCAGUACUCCCACCCGCGGCACUGAGUGAACAGACCCCACUGCCCUGACACACCUCUGGGUCUUGCUUGCAUACACAUAAAUAUACUGCACAUACAUGUACACAAGCCAUCACACAUUGGCAUUUUUUUUCAUCUUGCUCUUGGGUAAAAGAAAAAAAAAAAAAAAAAUGUUUUGGCCUCCCCCGUUCAUUUAUUUCUUCACCAGCAGCAGGGCCCAUUGAGUCAUUGUAUUGUAAGGCCACAGCUUCACCAUGCCAGUGUCAAGAGUAGCCACUGCUCACUUUUCUACACUGCUACAGAGGAUGUAAAGCACUGAAGGGCUGCCAGUGUUGUCAGCUGAAUUUGCAUUGAUUGACAAACUUCUUUUGUAUUGUUGAAUAUUCUGUAUUAAUCUUUUCUAUGGCAACAGUUGAUGGCUUGUGGGACUGUAUUUUAAUAAAUUACUUGCUGUAGAGAUUUCCAAACCAAGAGAAAUCCAAACGUAUUACCUACUUGCAAAUUCUAAAUUGCUUUUAUUGAAGGUGAAUGCAGGUAUUUUGAUUCAAAAUCCCCAUGUCAAACUUAUCCAUGCUAAAACAUUGUGUGCAGAAAACUCGCAGUUGCCUCCAAUAUAAUAAUCAAAUUUGUGAGUAGAGAACAGGACAGAUGGGCGUAUAUGGAGUCAGUCUCAGUUAUUUUGGGAUCUCUUUGUGAACAGUGUCACAAACCAAAGAGGGUACUUACGACUACUAAACUUUCUCAAUGCCUGAUCAGUUUUUUUUUUGUAUGUACAUUCAUGCAACAGUUUAUCAGUGUACUUCUAAUGUUUCCAUUUAUUUUAUUCAGUGAUCUACACUCCAAUUGUGUUGACAUUGUUUCCUCAACAUUCAUUUCAGUUCACAUCCCACACUGUCUCUUUCACACAGGAGGAGGCAUAUGCUGUGGAGGCCUGAUAUAUGCCAGAAUGUCUUUUACAGACAUUAAGAAAACAAUGAUCAUAAUGUAUUCAUGGGAUGAUAUAGCAUGGUUUAUUAUCUUUCUAAUACUGUAUGUGUAUUUUAUUUCCCAAGAUCAUGAUGGGGAUGAUUAGCUGGUGUUUUUAUCAAAAAGCCUGAAUCUCUGCAAUGUGUAUGAAAUUUAAAUCACGUUGACUAAUUUGACAUAUUUUUUUUUUCUCUUUGUUGUUGGUCUGUACUUUCCCCUGAAGUACAUUUGGUUAUGUUUUCACUGUACUGCUACGUGUGGCGCUCCAAGCUUUCGCUUGGGACACAACCAGCCAGAAGUGUGCUUUUGGAAAAGACUUGGGUUGAAAUACAAUUUUCCCUUUGAUUUAAUUAUGGUAAAAGACAACAGAGUGGAACCUCAGACAUUAUAAGUAGCGCAAAGGGUUUGACUGAACAUUUUAACCCAGGUCAGUGUUGGUCACAUGGUGGUGGUGUUACUUGCUAGCCUGCCGUCUUGCUAGAGUUCUUGUAUUCUCUCUGCUUAUGGCUGCCCUUUCUUAUUCCCCCAAAAAUGUGCAUUCGUUCAGAGCAGAAUGAAUGCAUUGGCACAUGUAUGUGUACAAAGCUAUAUACAAAAAUUACAGGAGUACUAUUUUGCAGUCUUAAUAUACAAAUUUUUGAUUUAUGUAAAUGACAAGGGAGAAGAGUCAUUUUAUUAUAAUAUAAAAAUGUGUUGGAUAUGGUUAUAAUGUAUAAAAAGAUUAAAAUAAAACUUAUUUGUGAAUGUACUGUAA
This is a messenger RNA of Morone saxatilis (striped sea-bass), 3807 nucleotides long. It is a transcript of the gene map2k2a, whose product is annotated as mitogen-activated protein kinase kinase 2a. Bases 920 to 2119 code for a protein of 399 amino acids. Gene Ontology annotation, biological process: protein phosphorylation. The record is from RefSeq and is a predicted model, not a curated record. The transcript is spliced from 11 exons. NCBI's taxonomy places the organism in Eukaryota, Metazoa, Chordata, Actinopteri, Moronidae. Gene Ontology annotation, molecular function: protein kinase activity; ATP binding.